AGCAGGUAGGUAUGGCGGCAAAACGGGAGGCAGCCGGUCAAGUCGCGUUUGGGAGCUCCCAGCAACGUUUGAUGUUCCCAGCCCACUGUGCCCCAAUCGCUUGGGGAACGAGAUGCUGGCAGUGAAAGGAUCCCCAGAGCGAGGGCCCGGCUGCUAUGACAACCAUGUGAUUGGCACUGUCUUGUAUGACAUUCAGAAAAGACCAGAGAGCAAGAAGGGCUAUAUUUUAGCAGCAAGAACUGCAGCACGCUUUCGACCUGUUGCACAGACAUUGACUCCCUCACCACAGAUGUACCAGCCUAACUGGGCCCUGUCUAAAACAGAACCUCCUGGGAAAACCCCCUUCAACUCCACCAUGGCCAGAUUAUCUGUCCAGCAGAUCAGUACCGGCUUAAAUCCAGGCCCAGGGACGUACGCUCACAACACCAGCGCCUGCAGGAAGGUGUCCUGGCCCAUGAAGUUUGGCUCCCCAGACUGGAACCGAGUGCCUCAGCUGGAGAGGAAGGCGCUGAGAACAGAGCUUCAAUGUGACAAGGAGUUCCUGAAGCAGAGGAACAGAGUAGCAUACCUCAAAUUAUACUACCCCUGAGUCAACACCUCACCAGCAGCUGAAAUAAGUAUUCUACCUGGAUUUAGACCUGACUGCACCACCUGUUCCUGCACAUCUACCCCCUACUUUUAACCCCAAAUAUACCUUGCAAUCAGAAAUGCCUGUUUGUGUUAUCAAGAUAAAUGUAUGCAUCAUAUCUGGCCAGUAUUCUGAGAAAUGUUACUGUGUGUGAACUGCCUGUUCAUCACGUAUUUAAGGGACAAAAUGAGUGUUAUUCUGCACAGAGCUUGUAUCUCUUGCCUUUCCUGCCUCCUUUGAUGAACAACCAUGCUUUAGUGUUACAGUCUUAUAUAAAGGAAUAUUGUCCCAGCUGCUCACAUUUUAUAUCAAUUCCUCAAGGUGUUAAAGGAGAAAUCCAGCAAUUGUUUUACAUAGAGAUCGAGGUCAUGGAGUAAUUGUCGGUACGGGGGGGACUGUUUUACCUAGCUCGAGUUGCUGCAGCGAGGCAGCUACAGCGCUACACUCUGGGGGCAUGUUGGUGAGCCCCAUGUUCACACCCCCAGAGUGCAGCAUUUUUUUUUUUACGUACUGACAGUACUUGGUGACCUCAGAAAUGCUCUAUGUGAAAUAUCGCCGGAUUUCUCCUUGAAACAUUAUUCUGUGUUGACUUGUUUUUUACAUCAAAUGUAUAUCAAUUAGUGAAAUAAAGCUUCAUAAAGCAGUGAUCAGUU
This is a messenger RNA of Alosa alosa (allis shad), 1281 nucleotides long. Its product is annotated as protein pitchfork-like. The record is from RefSeq and is a predicted model, not a curated record. Gene Ontology annotation, cellular component: ciliary basal body. The transcript has 6 exons. Gene Ontology annotation, biological process: regulation of cell projection organization. Gene Ontology annotation, molecular function: cytoskeletal protein binding. NCBI's taxonomy places the organism in Eukaryota, Metazoa, Chordata, Actinopteri, Clupeiformes, Clupeidae. The coding region runs from base 113 to 589 and encodes 158 amino acids.